Molecule: messenger RNA, 459 nt
Organism: Caenorhabditis remanei
Lineage: Eukaryota; Metazoa; Nematoda; Chromadorea; Rhabditida; Rhabditidae
Exons: 4
Coding region: 1-459 (152 amino acids)
Source: RefSeq, a predicted model, not a curated record
AUGCGACGUCUUCUGAUCUACUCGCUCCUCCUUCUCCUCCUCUCCAUCAUCAUCGUCGAUUCGCGGAAGUAUCGGCGGAUGAAUGAGAUUACUAUCCACAACCAUGCGGAAGCGAACGUUCGUAUCCGAUGUCAAUCCAUCAAGACAGACUUCAAGGAUACAUAUAUGGGACCGAUGGAUGAGGAGACUCUCACUUCUGGUGUGAUGCGUACGGGCUCUUCGGAUUCUCCGAAUCGUUUGACGUCUUCGGCCGAAGUGCACCGAGCAGAAAAAACCAAACAUGGUUCCUGCGCAACGACGGUCUCUACCUGGAACUCGAGUCAAACCGUGCUCGCGAGUGGCAAUGGCUCUAUCCACCACUCGACUCCUACUCCAUCGACUCCAUCGACGCUAUCGACGUCUCCCCGCUGCCCACCUGGGUUCCCUAUUAAACUGUUUGUUAAGGAUGUGUGUGUGUGA